Lodderomyces oxycetoniae is the source of this 1479-nucleotide messenger RNA. It is a transcript of the gene NDH51, whose product is annotated as Ndh51p. The record is from RefSeq and is a predicted model, not a curated record. The transcript has a single exon. The coding region runs from base 1 to 1479 and encodes 492 amino acids. Gene Ontology annotation, molecular function: NADH dehydrogenase (ubiquinone) activity; FMN binding; NAD binding. NCBI's taxonomy places the organism in Eukaryota, Fungi, Ascomycota, Pichiomycetes, Serinales, Debaryomycetaceae.
AUGCUUCGCAAUUUUAAAGUAAAGCCACGCGGUUUUUUGUCGGUGCGUGGAUUAGCCACUACUGCUGAUCCAGCAGCAGCAAAUCCUAAUAGAGUACAUGGCGGGUUGAAAGACCAGGAUCGUAUUUUCCAGAAUAUUUAUGGAAAUUACGGCCAUGAUUUGAAAUCCGCACAAAAAAUGGGAGACUGGUAUAAGACGAAGGAGAUAAUAUUGAAGGGAGAUAAAUGGAUUAUUGACGAAAUGAAAAAAUCCGGUUUAAGAGGAAGAGGCGGUGCAGGGUUUCCCUCGGGUCUCAAAUGGUCUUUUAUGAACCCCCCAGGUUGGGAAAAGAAUCCAGGACCAAGGUAUUUGGUAGUAAAUGCCGAUGAAGGUGAACCAGGUACUUGUAAAGACCGAGAAAUUAUUAGGAAGGAUCCCCACAAGUUGGUUGAAGGUUGUCUAUUAGCAGGAAGAGCAAUGAACGCUACUGCAGCAUAUAUAUAUAUAAGGGGAGAGUUUUACAACGAAACGGUGAUAUUACAAACCGCAAUCAAUGAAGCUUACAAGGCAGGAUUGAUUGGUAAAAAUGCCUGUGGAUCAGGAUACGACUUUGAUAUAUACAUCCACCGUGGUAUGGGAGCGUAUGUGUGUGGUGAAGAAACUGCAUUAAUCGAGUCGAUUGAGGGUAAAGCUGGAAAACCAAGAUUGAAGCCUCCUUUCCCCGCUGGUGUCGGAUUGUUUGGUAGACCCACCACCGUUGCUAAUGUAGAGAGUGUAUCAGUUGCACCUACAAUUUUGAGAAGAGGCGGAGAAUGGUUUGAUGCCUUGGGAAGAGAAAGAAACUCUGGUACAAAGUUAUUUUGUAUAUCAGGACAUGUGAAUGAGCCAUGUACAGUUGAAGAAGAGAUGUCUAUACCUUUGAAGGAAUUAUUAGAGAAACAUUGUGGUGGUAUAAAAGGCGGAUGGGAUAAUUUAUUGGGUGUUGUACCUGGAGGAUCCUCAGUGCCAAUUAUGCCUAAGGAAACAUGUGAUACUGUGUUGAUGGAUUACGAUGCCUUAAGAGAUGUGGGGUCUGGUUUGGGAACUGCUGCCGUUAUUGUGAUGAACAAACAAACAGAUAUAAUCAGAGCUAUUCAACGGUUUUCUCAUUUUUACAAACACGAGUCCUGUGGUCAGUGUACGCCAUGUCGUGAAGGUACAACAUGGUUACAAAGGAUGAUGGACAGAUUUCAGGUUGGUCAAGCUACUGAGCGCGAGAUUGAUAUGAUUUUUGAGUUGAGUAGAGAGAUUGAGGGCCACACGAUUUGUGCUUUGGGAGACGCUGCCGCAUGGCCAGUGCAAGGUUUAAUCAAGUCGUUCAGACCUGUUAUGAUUGAUAGAAUCAAAGAGUUUCAGAAUAAACACGAAAAUCAGGGUAAAAUUGGUUACGGUGGUUGGUUAAGUAAUGGGAAAGUGAAAAACGGUGUAGUUGUAGACAAUCCAAUACCUCAUGGGCAUUAA